CCUCAUCUCAACUCAACUCCACAUUGAAGGCACCUGAGCGCCUUUUCAACAUCACAAUCGCAUCCUCUUAGAAACCUGCCAAGAUGGUCGAAUUAGUAGAAGUCGAGGACGAGUCCUUCGAGACAAAGCAGGCUGGCCCAUCAGACGAGGAGGACGAGUACACAGACACCGACUCCGAGAUCUCUACCGAUGAUGAAGACAAUGUUCCCGAUGAAGAAACCCUCGCUGACCGCAUCUACGCAUUGCGGGACAUAAUACCUCCGACCACACGAUCCUACAUCUCAAACAAGGUUGACACAACCACCAGCUGGAUCAAGUCCGGACUGUCAUUCAGCGGCAAGACACUCUGGGUUAUUAGCACGAGCGCGCUGAUGCUAGGUGUCCCGUGGGCGUUGGCAUUUGCGGAGGAGCAGCAGAUGGUUGAGAUGGAGAAGGAAAUGCGGAUGAGGGAAUCAGGCCAGGAGCUCCUCAAUCAAGGUACAACCGCCGGAGCGCUGAAUUCACAGCUUAACGCCCAGACGGGCAAGCCUGCGCUGUAAUAGUGGAAAGACGUGAUACAUGACCAUAAAAAUUAGGAACAAGUGGAUAGGAAGU
Molecule: messenger RNA, 594 nt
Organism: Amorphotheca resinae ATCC 22711
Lineage: Eukaryota; Fungi; Ascomycota; Leotiomycetes; Helotiales; Amorphothecaceae
Exons: 3
Coding region: 84-539 (151 amino acids)
Biological process (GO): intracellular protein transport
Cellular component (GO): mitochondrial outer membrane
Source: RefSeq, a predicted model, not a curated record